Molecule: messenger RNA, 1849 nt
Organism: Corythoichthys intestinalis (scribbled pipefish)
Lineage: Eukaryota; Metazoa; Chordata; Actinopteri; Syngnathiformes; Syngnathidae
Gene: anp32a
Product: acidic (leucine-rich) nuclear phosphoprotein 32 family, member A
Exons: 7
Coding region: 125-898 (257 amino acids)
Biological process (GO): regulation of apoptotic process
Cellular component (GO): nucleus
Molecular function (GO): histone binding
Source: RefSeq, a predicted model, not a curated record
ACCCAGUGCCCCCGCCCACCUAGCGGAUCAAGUUUGAAUGAACUGCAACAGCCUUGCUCUGGAGGUGCCAGGAGCAUUUGCGGUAAUAAUUUAAAGUGUGUAUCAAAAGGCGCGUUGAACCAGGAUGGAAAUGAAGAAGAGAAUUCACCUAGAACUGCGGAACCGUACUCCGUCAGACGUCAAAGAACUUUUUCUUGACAGCUGUCGUUCCAAUGAUGGCAAGAUCGAAGGUCUGACGGAUGAAUUUGAGGAGCUGGAAUACCUGAGCAUAGUGGGAGUUGGACUGACCACGAUCGCCCACUUGCCAAAACUAAAAAAACUGAAGAAGCUUGAACUCAGCGAUAAUAAGAUCUCAGGGGGCUUGGAAGUGCUGGCAGAGAAAUGUCCCAACCUCAGACACCUCAACCUAAGUGACAACAGGAUUAAAGACCUCAGGACCAUUGAACCAUUGAAAGACAUUUCAACACUGAAAAGCCUUGAGCUGUUCUCGUGUGAGGUGACGAACCUGAGCGAGUACCGAGAGGGUGUUUUUAAGCUACUCCCACAGCUGAUCUAUCUGGACGGAUAUGACAAAGAUGAUAGAGAUUCCGAUUCGGACCAUGAGCUUUACUCAGAAGACUGGGGACAUGGCAAUGAAAAUGACGAUGACGUAGAGGAUUAUGAUGAUGAUGAUGAUGAUGCACCUUCAGGGGAGGAAGAAGAGGAUGAGGGCGAUGACGAUGAAGAGGAGAAUGAAGAGGGGGGCCUCAGUGGAGAAGAGGAAGAUGAGGAGGACUUGAAUGACAAAGAAGUAGAUGACGAUGAAGAGGAGGAGGAAGAGGAGGAGGAUGAGCAAGAGCGGGGUCAAAAGAGAAAACGGGAACUGAAUGAAGAAGGAGAAGACGACGAUGACGAUUGAGGGGGAUUUUGAGGCUUUGCGUGAACUGUUUGAAGUUAUAUUUCACAAACUCUUCCCAGUAACCAAGUGUGUUUCCCUGCAUUAGGAGCGCUUUGGUCCUUUGCCCCUUUUGUCACAGGCUCUGCACCUUUGUGUACCUUAAAGCUCUUUACAGUCCACUUUUAACAACUUUGCAGAUACACAUUUUGUAAGCUAGGCAAGGAGAAAUCUUUUAAGAGAUAUUUGGGGUGUUUUCUCACUCUUUGUAUGAGACCAGUUUGUCAAUACAUGUGUAUUUUAAGCCCCUCACUUUAAAAAAUGUCGAGUUCUAAGUCUAAAUCCAAUAGUAGUUCAGAUGUGUGAGCUGGGAUCCAAUAAUUAUUCUAAGAAUUCUCCUUUCUUUUUCUUAGUUUUACACUGCAUUUUAUUUCCUCGGAAAAAAACAGUGUACUAUGCUAUCCUGAUAUGACCGUGCUGAAGACGACCCUGUUGUGGCAUUGCAAACAAUAGCAGAAGUCGACCCUUGAUUAAGAAGCUCAACCAUGUCAAAUCCUAAGCUUUGCUAGUUUGGAUAUUACGAGUUCUUGUAAAUAUUGACCAAAUCUAUUUUUUGUAUUCUCUUUGAUGGCAGCAGACAUUGAACAUAUAACUGAUGUGAAACUAUACAUUGUAAUAAAAUAUAUAUACACAUAUGUAUUCUACUAAACCCGAGCAGAAUGAGAAGUAGAAAUCUCGAAUCAGGCAAAUCUCUUUUAAAAAAUGAUAUAAUUCACUAUCAGAAUUUGUCCCUUUUCUGUGACAGACUUCAGGCCAUAACGGGAAAUUUUCAGGGAGUACACAGAACUGUUAAUAGCAGUUAGGGUAUUUCAAUUUUCCUUAUACAUGUUCAAACUGGACUGUCUAAAUCCUCGUUCAAAUUGUGUUUCUUUUCCUCUUUCAAUUUAAAAUAAUAAAACGGGUUUAUAUAUACUA